GUGACGCCCACUUUCCCGGCAUGCAGCGGGUGAUGUCUGAGGAAAGAUGGCGGAAGGAGGAGCGGCUGAUCUGGAUACCCAGAGAGGAGAGGUCGCGGCACUGUUGAAAACACAGCUAAGAAAGGGAGACACUUGGUACCUUGUGGACAGUCACUGGUUCAAACAGUGGAAGAAAUAUGUGGGAUUUGACAGUUGGGACAAAUACCAGAUGGGAGACCAGAACGUCUACCCAGGACCUGUUGACAACUCUGGCCUUCUCAGAGAUGGGGAUGUGUUGGCCAUCAAGGAGCACCUCAUUGAUGAGCUGGACUACAUCCUGGUCCCCACCGAAGGCUGGAAUAAGCUGGUCAGCUGGUAUGGACUGACAGAAGGUCAGGAGCCAAUCGCUCGCAAGGUGGUGGAACAGGGUAUGUUCGUGAAGCACUGCAAGGUGGAGGUGUACCUGACGGAGCUGAAGCUCUGUGAAGACAGCAACAUGGAUAAUGUGAUCACCAGACGCUUCAGUAAAGCUGACACAAUAGACAUGAUAGAGAAAGAAAUGAGGAAGCUGUUCAGCAUCCCUGAUGAGAAGGAGACCAGGCUGUGGAACAGGUACAUGAGCAACACCUUCGAGCCUCUCAACAAACCUGACAGCACCAUCCAAGACGCAGGCCUCUAUCAAGGACAGGUUCUCGUAAUAGAGCAGAAGAAUGAGGAUGGCACAUGGCCCCGAGGCUCCACGGCACCCAAGUCAUCUGGUGCUUCCAAUCUCUCUGCUUUGCCAAAGAUCUCGCCUUCAUCUCUCACAAACAAUCAUAACAGCAGCUUCAACAGCAGGAAUGUGAAGAAUUCAAGCUAUAGUCUGCCGUCCUACCACCCCUACAGCAACAGCUAUGACUACUCAGACCAGAGUAGACAGAGUGAGCGCUCAGGCCUCUGUGGACUCUCCAACCUGGGCAACACCUGUUUCAUGAACUCUGCUGUGCAGUGUUUAAGCAAUAUCCCUCCACUGACGGAGUACUUCCUCAAAGACAAGUACACAGACGAGCUUAACGAGGACAACCCGCUGGGUAUGAAGGGUGAGAUCGCCAGAGCCUACGCCGAGCUCAUCAAGCAGCUGUGGUCGGGAAAAUACAGCUACGUCACCCCAAGGCCUUUCAAGACCCAGGUGGGCCGCUUUGCCCCCCAGUUCUCGGGCUACCAGCAGCAGGACUCCCAUGAGCUCCUGGCCUUCCUCCUGGACGGCCUUCACGAGGACCUGAACCGCAUCAGGAAGAAGCCCUACAUCCAGCUCAAGGACGCUAACGGACGGCCCGAUAAGGUCGUGGCAGAGGAGGCCUGGGAGAACCACAUUAAGCGGAAUGACUCCAUCAUUGUGGACAUCUUCCAUGGCCUUUUCAAGUCGACUUUGGUUUGUCCUGUGUGCUCCAAGGUGUCCGUGACCUUCGAUCCUUUCUGCUACUUGACUCUGCCGCUGCCCAUGAAGAAGGAACGAACACUGGAGGUUUAUCUAGUCAGGUUGGACCCUCUGGCCAAACCCACACAGUACAAGCUGACCGUGCCAAAGGUGGGCUACAUCUCUGACCUGUGUACCUCCCUCUCCAGCCUGUCUGGGGUUCCUGCUGAGAAGAUGAUUGUAACCGACAUCUACAACCACCGUUUCCACCGGAUCUUCGCCACAAACGAAAACCUCAGCAGCAUUAUGGAGAGAGAUGAUAUCUACGUCUUUGAGGUGGCAGUGAACAGAGUGGAGGACACGGACCACGUAGUGAUCCCAGUGCACUUGAGGGAAAAGUACAAACAGUCGGGCUACAACCACACCAGCACGCCGCUGUUCGGACAGCCCUUCCUCAUUGCCGUCCCCAGAACCCUCAGCGAAGACAAACUCUACAACAUGCUGCUGCUGCGCCUCUGUCGGUUUGUGCGAUCUUCUGCAGAGGAAGAUGAGGAGGACUGUGAAGAGACACAACCAUCCAAACAACACACUGUUAAUGGAAAUGCCACUAAUGGACUGCUGGAGGAGGGUUCACCAAGUGAGAUGGAGACCGAUGAGCAGGAUGACGAGUCGAGCCAAGAUCAGGAGCUGCCCUCUGAGAAUGACAACAGCCAGUCAGAGGAUUCUGUGGGCGGAGACAACGAACUGGAGAACGGCGUAGUCGGUCCGCAGAACUCCACCAAAGGCCAGCAGACAGCCGGGAACAACAGAAAGAGACUUUUUACAUUCCAGUUCAAUAACAUGGGCAAAACGGACUUCUCCCUCAUCAAGGAGGACACCCGGCAGAUCCGCUUUGACGAGGGACACCUCCGACUUAGUGAUCGCUCUUAUCUCUCCUUGGACUGGGAACCAGAACUCAAGAAGAAGUAUUUUGAUGAGACUGUUGCUGAGGAUUUUGACAAACAUGAGAGCAUGGAGUACAAACCUCAGAAGAAGGCUUUCUUCAAGCUGAAGGACUGCAUCGAACUGUUCACCACAAAGGAGAAACUGGGAGCAGAGGACCCUUGGUACUGUCCAAACUGUAAGCAGCACCAACAGGCCACUAAGAAGCUGGAUCUGUGGUCUCUGCCACCGGUGCUGGUCGUCCAUCUCAAACGAUUCUCCUACAGUCGCUACAUGAGGGACAAACUGGACUCGCUUGUUGACUUCCCGCUCAGAGAUCUGGACAUGUCGGAGUUCCUGAUCAACCCCAACGCGGGGCCCUGUCGCUACGACCUCAUCGCUGUGUCCAACCACUACGGCGGGAUGGGAGGAGGCCACUAUACUGCGUACGCGAAGAACAAAGACGACGGAAAGUGGUACAACUUUGAUGACAGCAGCGUGUCUCCUGCCAACGAAGAUCAGAUAGUGUCCAAAGCAGGAUACGUGUUGUUCUACCAGCGUCAGGACACGGUGAAAGGCACCGGCUACUUCGCCCUCGACCGCGAGGAGGAGGACGAAGAAGAGGAGGAGGAGGGCGAGGAGGAGGAGAACGAGAACGAGGGCGAGGAGAGGCAGGAGAGGAAGGCCGCCUCGUCAACUCGGGGGGCUUCGUCCGCCACCGCCACUGCUGCUGCCGCCAUUCAAAGCGACGAGGAGGAUCUGAACGAGAACCGACGCCGGAAGAACGACAACGAGCAGGAGGACGAAGAGGAGGAGGAGGAGGAGGAGGAGGAAGAAGAGGAGGAGGAGGAGGAGGAGGAGCAGGCGGCCAAUCAAGACGUCGCCAUGAAAACCAACUGAGGUAAAGCUGGGGGAACAGGGAUAAACGGAGAGAGAGAGAACGGGAUCUUUCCAUCCAAAGCCAUAUGGACACUUGGCAUGGCGGCGGCGCCACCAUCAGUCCCACCCAGCGGCUCGGACUCAAACCGCUCGACGGGCGGAGCCACUGCGGGGACGUUUGGUCGGGGGAGCCGCUGGGGGUACGCAACUCUAAGAAAUCAGGGCCCUCCUCUGUGGUUGGAUCACUGUGUGUGUGUUUGUGUGCAAAGUGUGAGUGUGUUGCCACGUCCAUUCGUUUAGAAUUUGCUACAAAAAUAAAAGACGACACUCGGGAUCGAUUCUGAGGCUUCGACGCACUUCAGUGUAGCGCUCCGAAUCUCCCUCUGCUUCUUUUUUUGUUGUUUUCUUUUUUUAUAUAAAUAUAUUUUUGAGAGCAAUGCAUUGUUGGCAUAUCAUUUUAGUACCAUUUAGAUUUUGUAAAUAUUUUAAAACACUGAAUUAUGUUGAGUUUUCAUGAUGCGCUGAAACAUUUUUGAACUUGCACAAUCACCAACCCAUCCACCUUUUUUUUUUUCUUUUUUUAAUGUAUUAAUGCCAGAUAUACUGCAAUUUAACAACCACUUAGUCUCUCAGAGGGUUUUUCUCACUUUAAAAAAAGCUUAGGAAGCUGCCUUUAGUGUGCCAGCGGUGAAACGCGCCUGCAAUCUAGACUUACGUAGAGAAGUGAAGGCCGUAGUCGUGUGGUUUUAUAGUGUCAAACAGCCAAAAUGUCCUGCUUUGUACUGCUGUUGCUGCUACUGCUGCUGUGAUCUCGCAUUUCUUUUAGACGGUGUACUAGCAUUAGCCUCUAAGGUCCUUGCUUUUGCUGUCUCUGUGCUGGUAAUUUGUCUUUCUUAAAACCUAAAACAAAGCAGGAGUGAGACGUACUCGGCUGACUUUGCAGAACAACCAAACAGAUUGUACGUGUCCGUAUUUUAGCUGCGAAAACAAAUAAGGAUUUAUUUUUUUUUUUAGAAGUUCAAGUCUGUCUUAAUCAACCUUGUGCAGGGAAUGCAGUGAAUAUCUGUUUAAAGUUAGCUCAAAGCCUCUCUUCAGCUCCCCCUCUUCAGUUCAUAGGUGGCAUCUAAAGCUUUACUGUGGCUCUUUAUUUUUCUUUCUUCAUAUUCGAGGCGCUGCGAGAUUAGGAACAUGGGUGAUUUCGCUGACAUCAGAUGCGUCGUCUCUUGUUCGAAUCACCUCGGCCUUAAACUCUUAAUCUCGGCCCAGUCGCCUUUUCCUUUAUUUGCACAUUGCACCGUCCCUCUCUCAUGGCUCCUUUCCACAAACACGCUCACUCGUGCACAAAACGUCCAUAUUAUUUGCUUGUUAUCUCACAGCCACGUCAUCUUAAAACCCCCACACGAGGGCCAGAAUGUACGCUGAAUGAAAUGAACACGACCACAUGUUUGUGACUGAUGCCUUUUUUUGUUUCUUUUUUUUUUUUCUUUCCACGACACUCUUUCUCGGUUUGGUUGAAUGUUGAUGGUGAUGGGCUCUUCGCCUUCGAUGCCGGCUGAAUGAACUGAAGGGUCCCUUUUCCAGAGGGGGGGGAAAUGCUUCUUCUUUGUGGUCCUGAGCUUUGAGGGAGGGGGGGAGAAAGCUGAACAUAACAGUGGGGUGAGUCUGCCUAAAAGGCCUUUUUCAGCUUUUGGGAUCAUGAUACAGUGAAAAUAUUUUGUGGCAGAUGGUUGCAGGAUAUUCCUCCAUCGACGUAACUCAUGAUGAAACUAUUCUCCAUGGUGGAGUUUUUCCUUUUCUACCUGUUCUUUCAUUGUAAAAAAAAACAGCAUUAGCGUACCUGUUGUUGCCUCAGAAUAUUAGAUGUGUACCAUGCCUUUACAAGCAUCUCUGUGCUUUGACUCCAGUGGGCUUCAUCAGCUCUGCUCUGCCUUGCUUUUUGGGCGACUCACCCCCACCCUGACUGAGUGAGAUGUGAUUGCUACUAUAGGCUUAUACAAUACUGUACAUAAGAGUUCACUCUGUGAGUGCACAUUUGAUAAAGUUUAUUUAUUUAUAUGUAAGCAUUUAAUAAUAAACAGACAAUAUAUUUAAAACCUUGGCAAGACCUGAAAUGUCGGUGGCUCGAACCCACACAUACACACUAGUUUGCAAAGUCUUGCCUGUGCUCUUGUCAGGGAGGGAAUAUUUUUAAAAAAAUAAAGGAUGAUUCUGUUGUUUAGGGACUUUUUUGUAAAAAUAAUCCAGACAUCCUUGCAUGAUGACAUAUUGGGGGUUUCCAGGUUUGGCUGCACUUGAGUUCACUUGGGUUUACAUUUGAAAUGUGCAUGUGUAUUUAUACACAAUCUUCAAUAAAGUUGUGUAAAGCUUC
Acanthochromis polyacanthus (spiny chromis) is the source of this 5543-nucleotide messenger RNA. Its product is annotated as ubiquitin carboxyl-terminal hydrolase 15. The record is from RefSeq and is a predicted model, not a curated record. Lineage: Eukaryota; Metazoa; Chordata; Actinopteri; Pomacentridae. Gene Ontology annotation, biological process: protein deubiquitination. The coding region runs from base 47 to 3196 and encodes 1049 amino acids. Gene Ontology annotation, molecular function: cysteine-type deubiquitinase activity. The transcript is spliced from 22 exons.